Messenger RNA from Nothobranchius furzeri (turquoise killifish), 2497 nucleotides. RefSeq names its product interleukin 17 receptor E-like (gene il17rel). The record is from RefSeq and is a predicted model, not a curated record. Lineage: Eukaryota; Metazoa; Chordata; Actinopteri; Cyprinodontiformes; Nothobranchiidae. Gene Ontology annotation, molecular function: interleukin-17 receptor activity.
UUAUACAUUAACUGACGGAACUAUUCAGCAUCUCAGACAGUUUUUGUUAAACCCACCUGUAUAUAUAUUUAUUAUGGAAUGAGUGGAGUUGGAACUUAUCCUAGAAACAAACUUCAUUAGAAUUGCCUAAAUUGCACAAUAAGUGUAGCAAAUAAACACUAAUAUUCAGAGCAACUUGCUCAAACAUUCAAACCUUGGUGCCAAAAAGGAAAUAGUUGACCAUAGGGCCGUGGACCAUAGCCCCACCCCCCUCCUAACAAAUACCUACUCUGCUUCUGCGCUGACAACCACUUUCUGUGCACUUCUCACACUCACCAUCACCGCUUGUCACGCACCUUCUCCUCACCUGCCUCUGACAGAGUAAAAGACACAGAGAGAAGAGGGGCUGAUCUAACGUCUGAUGAAAAUGAUUUUCUGGUUUGCCCUGCUGGUGUCCCAAAGCACCUUGAAUGGAGCUGCUGCAGAAAGCACACAGCUAGAGAGGAUUGCCAGCUGCCACACCAGAUGUUCUAAGGGACUCAACUACAGAAUCAAGCCAGAUUAUUGGUUUUCUCCUGGGUGUCAAAUCCCCGCUGAAGGUCUCAGCUCAUCUGUCUUCCAACACGUGAACAUCUCCACAGUCAUGAAGUGUGAAAGGAAACAGAAGUGCACUCUACAUUUGAAAGUCCAAACACUUUUACUACUUUCCGAAUCAAUCCACGGCGUGUCGUUUUGCACAGUCAGUGCUGGAAUGAUGACAGACUGCCAAAGCGUAGUAUUCACAAAAGCAUCGAGGAAAAAACUGUCCAGAUUUCCGGUGACAGUUGAGAAUGAUUGCACUGAAGUCUCUCCAAACCAACAACUGCAAGUAACGGUGAAAACUAUACCAGAUUACUGCAACAUAAGCUGGACGACCACCUAUCUAACUCCUGAAUGCAACAGUGAAGAUCUUAGAAUGAAUGUCCCAGAAUGCAUCACGGGUAGGCUAUCAUAUGUUGAGAACCCAGAGAAGAAAGAAUUGGAAAUCCAUGUGUCAGACAUGCUUGAAGGCCACGACUACCAUCUCCGGCUGUGCCACAAGGAUUUCAUCUGCCUUGGAACAGGGGCCAAAACUCUGAUGCAUAAAGAGAAAUCCAAUAAGAGCGCCAUCCUUCAGUACUCCCGACCUUUACCAUGCCUUUGUAUCGAGGGUUGGUCGGCUGUGAUGGAUGCGCCUAGAGUCCAAGUCUGCCCUUUUAAAGAUCGUCUGGAGGAAUUGUGGUUCAAAAUAACGUUUGAUUCAGCCGAAGAGGCUUUAACAUGGAAGCCUGCUUGUCCGAUUUCUGCUGUGGCUGGAUUAUGUGAGAAAAGAGAAGAUGGGAAUUGCAUGGACCUGCCUGAUUCAUUGCAGAAUGUCAGCAGAGAAAGGUUGACGUUUGCUAAAGUGGAUCCACACCCUGACCUUUGCAUGAAGUUUUCUGUAGGAUCCCAGUCCUGGAUCCGAUGUCCGUUUGCUGGAACAAUCAAAGCCUGGGAGGUGGUCGUGACAAGAGAACAAGGACAAGAAGACCUGCAACUGCAGUCGAUGGUAACUGCAACGUUUUCUGUGGGGCUUUGCACGAAAUCUGGAGGCUCUUCAAAGUGCCAGACCACCAAAACAAAAACUGUGCAUGUGGAGGAACAGAAAGCUGUUAAUUUAGAGCUGACAGGGCUACAAUGCAGCUCUUGUGUGCAAGUGAAGAGGCUUGACGUGAAGUUCUCUCCCACGGCCGUUUAUUGUUUCGAGCAGUGCCUGUCCAAAUCCUCUCACCCAGAAGCUUUGAACUUGACCUGGGUCAUUCUGGUGACUGCUGCUUGCCUCUCUGGCCUCAUAAUUGUCGCUCUGGUGCUCCACAUUCUGCAGACAGUGCAUCAGAGACGGAAACAAAGCACAAGAGAUGCCUGUGGCUUGACUAAGCAAACAGAUCCUUCUUCGGAUUCUGUGGUCUCUACAUUUCAACCUAAAGCAGGGAGAGUCCUUGUGCCCGAUUCACCGCUGUGUGGGAAAAACGAAAAGGCCAACCUGAUCUCAUAACGGAUUCCAAAAUGGUGUUCUGGUCCAAAACAUUACUUGCAUUGUUGCAGUAUAAAAUUGUUACAAGAAAGCACAGUUCUCUUUUGUAUUCUUAAUGUGUUUGACAGAUGUUUCAACUGUUGUGUUGUUCACAGUAGAUGUGCUGGUUGGUAAGCUUGUUAUAGAUAAUGGCUGCUUUUUAAAAAUACAAAUACAUGUAAGUGCACACACACACACACACACACACACACACACACACACACACACACACACACACACACACACACACACACACACACACACACACACACACACACACACACACACACACACACACACACACACACAGUUUGUGCUGCGCCUUUUUUGGGAAGGUUAAUGUCAAAGUUUAUUUUAAGUGUAAUGUUCAUUUAUGCUGUUUGAAUACUUUUGUCUUUAUUUAAAUGUGUAUUUUCAAUAAAUUAAUACAUUCUGAACAGUCAGUUC